GACGUCACUCUGACCCGUACACUUCCAGCAUCACCCAAGAUGGCGGCCGUAGAGAGCGGAGAGAAGGAUCAUUGGAGCGAAAGUAUUAAAUAUGUCCUAUAAUACAAUAGUACAGUGGUAGUUCUGGUCAAAAACAACAACCCGAGGUAGUGUCAUUGGAGAUACUGUUCUUAUAUUGUAUAAAAUACGGAUUUUAUUGAGCCUUUAAAGAACAUAUCGUUCAGUCGCCACUGAUCGACCGCGGAGCCCCAAGCUACUGUGUCGUCACUGUGAAACCACUACACUCUAAACUACACUACACUCCACACUCUAAACUCUCCACAUCACACUCUAGGCAACAACACAACUACACACUACACUCUACAAACAGGUAUACUCUGCGGCACGCUCCUCCAAACAACACAGCCCUCUACUCCACACACGUCUUCAGUCUACACCCCCCCCAGGGGGGCGGUCAGGCAGGGUGGCCGCGCGGCUGGCUGCGUGGAGGGCCGGGCUGAUGGAGAGCGACUGCCGGAUCCCGAUGGCGUGUUUCAGACCGCGGGCCCUGGCUCUGCACGCCCUCUUCUGGGGCCUGGUGUCUCUCAGAGUGUUUGGGGCCAGUCUCCUGAGUGAAGAGAAGACCGCAGGUAAACAUCUCCUCACUUCACCUACAAGACAUACUACCAGGGCCUCGGACGCCCCCUGCUGGCAGCUGGAGGACUUUGUGGUGACGGUCGAGUGUUCUCAGUGCAGCACCAAGCCCUGGGCGGCCUGUGAGCAGACGGGCUACGUGGAGACGGUGAACUGCUCCAAGUCCAACAGAGAGGAGUACAAGAGCUGUCGCUCGGCCCUGAUGGAGGAGGUGCUGUUCUGGAGGAUGGAGGGGGUGGUGCUGGGCCUCAUGGUGCUGCUGGCGCUGGUGGUGGUCGCCCGCCAGCGGUCCCUGGACCGCCUCGCCUCCGAGAAGGUCCGCCGGCAGAUAGAGUCCAUCUAGAGGACCGGGAACCGGACCUGGACCAGAGCCAGGACCAGGACCGGGAACCUGGACCCGACCAGAGCCAGGACCAGGACCGGGAACCUGGACCCGACCUGAGCCAGGACCAGGACCGGGAACCUGGACCCGGACCUGGACCAGAGCCAGGACCAGCACCGGGAACCGGGACCAGGACCUGGACCAGAGCCAGGACCCAGACCAGGACCCGGACCUGGACCAGAGGCAGGACCAGGACCGGGAACCCGACCUGACCUGACCUGGAUCCAGACCGGGACCUGAACCUGGACCCGGACCUGAACCUGGAUCAGGACCUGGACCUGGACCUGGAUCAGGACCCAGACCUGGAUAAGGACCUGAACCCGGACAUUGACCUGGACCAGGAUCAGGACCUUGAUCAGGACCUCGAUCAGGACCUCGAUCCGGACCUUGAUCAGGACCUUGAUUAGGGGUUCUGGACUUCUGGAGGGGUCUGGACAGAUUGAACUACUACUUGCUGUGAACAGACCGGUCUAUAGACUGAGGAGGACUCUGAGCAGACCGGUCUAUAGACUGAGGACAAGGUCCGGUCUGGUGGUUCUGCACCACCUUUACCCCCUGCAGGUCUGCCCCCCUCGUGGUUUUCUUCAAAGCACAUUAAACCGACAGUAUUCCCAUGCAUCCUUUGCCGUCUUUAGUCCAGAACUAGUAUACGACUGGUCCCUAGGUCUGGUCUAGUCCAGGUCUCGUACCAGUUCUAGGUUACCGCUUCACGUCCACUGGUCCAGCGGUAACUAAGGGGUGAGGGCCGUUGGUGUUGAGGAGUCGACACUCACUGGUUACUCACACUACUAACUCACUACUAACUCACUGUUAACUCACUAUGUGCGUUAACAGUGAGUUAGUUAGAUUCAUCGCGGCGUACGUCUUCAAACCAUUCUGCCGUCGACUGCUUCUGGGAAUUUUAUGCAAAAAUAAAGAAUCAAAGUUUUAUAACAUGUCAAA
Messenger RNA from Gadus morhua (Atlantic cod), 1957 nucleotides. RefSeq names its product jumping translocation breakpoint (gene jtb). The record is from RefSeq and is a predicted model, not a curated record. Gene Ontology annotation, cellular component: spindle; midbody; centrosome. Lineage: Eukaryota; Metazoa; Chordata; Actinopteri; Gadiformes; Gadidae. The transcript has 6 exons. Gene Ontology annotation, biological process: mitotic cytokinesis. Bases 500 to 976 code for a protein of 158 amino acids.